Aricia agestis (brown argus) is the source of this 797-nucleotide messenger RNA. RefSeq names its product probable ribosome biogenesis protein RLP24 (gene RpL24-like). NCBI's taxonomy places the organism in Eukaryota, Metazoa, Arthropoda, Insecta, Lepidoptera, Lycaenidae. Bases 43 to 606 code for a protein of 187 amino acids. Gene Ontology annotation, cellular component: nucleolus. The transcript is spliced from 3 exons. The record is from RefSeq and is a predicted model, not a curated record. Gene Ontology annotation, biological process: ribosomal large subunit biogenesis.
CAUUCUCUUGUGUGCUGUCAAACAAAUACAGCACGUGUAAAAAUGCGUAUAGAAACUUGUUAUUUCUGUUCCUCCAGGAUUUAUCCUGGCCACGGCAUACAAUUUGUGAGAAACGACUGCAAAAUUUUUAGGUUUUGCCGAUCAAAAUGCCAUGCAGCGUUCAAAAAGAAGAAGAACCCGCGUAAGACCAAAUGGACCAAAACAUACAGAAAGACAGCGGGCAAAGAUCUGGCGAUCGACCCAUCGUUCGAGUUCGAGAAGCGUCGUAAUAUCCCGGUGAAAUACAACAGAGAGUUGUGGACGAAGACCAUCGAGGCCAUGAAGAAGGUCGAGGAGAUCCGCCAGAGGAGGGCUAACAACCACAUCAUGCAGAGACUGAGGAAGGGACGAGAGAUUGAGUGGCAGAGAGACGUCAGAGAAGUACAGAGAGAUAUCUCACUUAUAAGAUCACCAGCGGCAGGCCUUAAACAGAGACAGGCAGAAGAAGAGAUGGACGUAGAACCUGAGACUAUUGAGGUCAUUGAUGCUAAGGGUCGGAAACAAGUAAUUGAAGCACCCAUCAUGGUGCCUGCAACAGGAGACAUGGUUGAAGACGUUGAGCUAUAGGCACUCGGAUAUAUGUGAUUAAACUGUUAACGCAAGCUUCAAAUUGUACAAUAGUAUUUUCUUGAAGUAAACAUUUGUGAGUUAAGAUAAAAUAAACUUUACAAAUACUGUUUCUGUCUCAGAUUUUAACAAUAUAUUUACUAGCCAUCUAAUUACACUUAGAUCCUACAAUAAAGAUAGCAAGACAGAAA